CGAAGGAGGAGGCGAGAGUUAUUCCAUAAUGCUCUGAGCCAGGGAAGGUUAGCACAGGGACCAGUGUGAUUUGUACGGCUGCGGGAAGAUGCGUGUGCUUGUUGCUUGCUGGAUGGAGAGAGGCGGCGAAAAGGGAAUGAGUUUUCAGUACAGCUAACAACUAUUGCUUCCUGCUUACAAAUUCAUACGUAAUUUUUUAUCCAAUCCAAAUGUAUGCAUAUUUUUCACUGGAAACUUUUUUGUCUCAUUAUUUAUUCAUAGUGUUUUCUUUAUUUUGUAGACUAAUUCGAAUUGUUUUAACUUAAUUCUUUAUUUUCUUUGAAUUUCAUUUGGAAUUCCACCUGUGCAUAUUGCGCUUGUCCCUCCUCGUGUCGUAUGCGUCUUCAGCCUCCAGUCUCCGCUCUGACUCAGCCGCACUCACCUGGACCAGAGCUCAAGGAGGCGAGACCCACAUGUACCCCGCAGAGCAUCGCGCCCAGAAGCGGGGAAGGCUGCACUAAGGCACGGCGUGGCCACUUCAAGAGAGACGUACAGUUGGAUCUAAGCACUUAUCAUAAGACAAUCACCAGAAGCUCAUACCUCCUCUUCCCAACGCGAAGAGAGAGAAAGAGAGAGAGAGAGAGAUACUGAUUUGUACAGACCAUCGUUCAUUGCAACUGGCAUAUUGAAGAAAUAUAAAGAAAACUUAAGGAAGAAAGUGUGUGGAUUGAAAAAAAGAAAAAGCAUAGCUUGGAUAUUGAACGGUGCGGGGCAUGUGGAUAUUGGCUGUCAUCUUUUUUCAGUGCAUCUUGAAUGUUUUCAGUGAAGAUUUACGUUCCAGCUUAUAUUUUGUCAAUGCAUCUGUGCAAGAGGUAGUGUUUGCCAGCACCACAGGGACCUCGGUGCCCUGUCCCGCCGCGAGCGUGCCCCCCGCCUCGCUGCGCUGGUACCUGGCCACCGGAGAGGAGAUCUAUGAUGUCCCCGGGAUCCGCCACGUGCACCCAAAUGGCACCCUCCAGAUCUUCCACUUCAACCCCUCCAGCUUCAGUAACCUCAUACAUGACAACACCUACUAUUGCACAGCGGAGAACCCCUCAGGGAAAAUCAGGAGCCAAGAUGUCCAUAUUAAGGCUGUUCUACGAGAGCCCUACACGGUCCGCGUGGAGGACCAGAAAGCCAUGAGAGGCAAUGUGGCAGUGUUCAAGUGCAUUAUCCCAGCCUCAGUGGAGGCCUACAUCACCGUUGUGUCCUGGGAAAAAGACACAGUGUCAAUCAACAUCCAGACGCCUCGGUUCCUCAUCACCUCCACGGGAGCCCUGUACAUCUUGGACGUGCAGAAUGAGGACGGAUUGUAUAACUACAGGUGUAUGACACGCCACCGCUACACAGGAGAGACCAGGCAGAGCAACAGCGCACGCCUCUUUGUGUCAGACCCCUCCAACUCGGGGCCGGUCAUCCUGGAUGGUUUUGAGCGUCGCGAGGUGAUGACAUCACACCGGGUGGAGCUGCCGUGCAAGGCGUCUGGUCACCCGGCCCCGAAGUACCGCUGGCUGAAGGACAACCGUCCGCUAGAGCCGGACAGCCGCUUCAGGCAGAGUGUGACGGGCCUGUUGAUAGAGAGGGCGCAGCCCAGUGACAAGGGAAGCUACGUGUGUGAAGUGUGGAACAGCUAUGGCAACGCAGAGGUGGUGGGGAGGCUGCAGGUCAAAGAGCCCCUGAAGGCAGUGGUCAGCCCGAGGAAGGUGAAAGGCAGCGUAGGUAGCCAGGUGUCUCUGUCGUGCAGUGUGAGUGGCUCGGAGGAGUACGACCUGUCCUGGUACCGGAAUGGAGAAAUGAUCUACCCUGGGAACAGUGUUCGUAUGACUGGCAACAACCGGGAGAACCUGGUCAUGGCUGGGAUGGCUAAGAGUGAUGGAGGAGCCUACCAGUGCUUCGCUAGGAAAGGCAAGAUGUCCGCCCAGGACUUUGUCCAGGUCAUCCUGGAAGACGGCACGCCCAAGAUAAUCUCUUCCUUCAGUGAGAAAGUGUUUGGAACCAACGAGUUUGUGUCACUGUUCUGCACGGUGAAAGGCACACCAGAGCCCAGGGUGAUGUGGACGCUGGACGACGAUCCGGUCAUCAGGGACUCCCGCCACCGCAUUGGCCACUACACCGACCAGGAGGGCCAUGUGAUCAGCCACCUGAACAUCAGCCAGACAACAGGGCCAGACGGGGGUGUCUACCGGUGCAUCUGCAACAAUUCGGCCGGGGCGGUAUCCUACCAGGCGCGAAUAAACGUAAGAGGGCCUGCCAGCAUACGACCAAUGAAAAACCUCACCGCCAUUGCUGGGCGGGACAUGUACAUUCACUGCCGCGUCAUUGGCUACCCGUACUACUCCAUCAAAUGGCACAAGGACGCCAACCUGCUCCCCUAUAACCACCGGCAGCGGGCGUUUGAGAACAAUGGCACGCUAAAGCUGUAUGAUGUACAGAAGGAUGUGGAUGAGGGAGAGUACACGUGUAGCGUGCUGGUCUCACCUUCUCUCUCCACCAGCCAAAGUGUGCACGUCAGUGUGAAAGUUCCCCCCACCAUCCAUCCCUUCGAGUUCCCUCGUUUCUCUAUUGGCCAACGUGUGUUCAUUCCGUGCGUGGUGAUGUCAGGUGAUCAGCCUGUCUUCAUCACCUGGCAGAAGGACGGUCGGCCAAUCCCGGCCAGCCUCGGCGUAACGAUCGACAACAUAGACUUCACCAGCUCCCUACGUAUCUCCAACCUGUCUCUCCUGCACAAUGGCAACUACACCUGCAUCGCACGCAACCAGGCCGCCACCGUGGAACACCAGAGUCAGCUCAUCGUCAGGGUUGGAGUGGAUCCAAAUCAACCUACCACUAGGCCUAUGUUGGUCCCUCCAAAGUUUGUGGUGCAGCCCAAGGACCAGGAUGGCAUCUAUGGAAAAGCUGUGAUCCUCAACUGCUCUGCAGAGGGAUACCCCGUCCCUACCAUAGUGUGGAAGCACUCCAAAGGUGCGGGGGUUCCCCAGUUCCAGCCUAUAGCCUUGAACUCGGGCUUCCGUAUCCAGGUACUGGUCAACGGCUCUCUGCUCAUCAAACAUGUGCUGGAGGAGGACAGCGGCUACUACCUGUGUAAGGUCAGCAAUGACGUGGGAGCUGAUGUCAGCAAGUCCAUGUACCUCAACGUCAAAAUCCCAGCCAUGAUCACGUCGUACCCCAACACCACGCUGGCCACGCAGGGCAGUGAGAAGAGGAUGAGCUGCACGGCCCACGGGGAGAAACCCAUCAUGGUGCGUUGGGAGAAGGAAGAUCGCAUCAUCAACCCAGAGAGCAGCCACCGCUACGUGGUCACCGUCAAAGAGGUGGCUGAUGAGGUCAUCUCCACCCUGCAGAUCCGGCCUACAGGGAGGGAAGACUCUGGCUUCUUCUCCUGCCAUGCCAUCAACUCCUAUGGUGAAGACCGAGGGAUCAUUCAGCUAACAGUGCAAGAGCCCCCGGACCCUCCUGAGGUGGAGAUCAGAGAGGUGAAGGACAGGACCAUCGCCCUCCGCUGGACCAUGGGCUUUGACGGAAACAGCCCAAUCACAGGCUUCGACAUUGAGUGCAAGAACAAAUCAGGCUCCUGGGAAACAGCCCAAAGGACCAAAGAUGUGUCUCCCCAGCUCAACCAGGCCACCAUCAUAGACCUGCACCCCUCCUCCACCUACAGCAUCCGCAUGUUCGCCAAGAACCACAUCGGCAAGAGUGAGGCCAGCAAUGAACUCACCAUCACCACAGACGAAGCAGCCCCUGAUGGUCCCCCACAAGAUGUGCAGCUUGAAGCUUUCUCCUCUCAGAGCAUCAAAGUCUCCUGGAGGGCUCCUAAGAAGCACCUCCAGAACGGAGCGAUCCGAGGCUACCAGGUGGGCUACAGGGAGUUCAGCUCCGGGGGAAACUACCAGUUCAAUGUCAUCACCAUGGAGACGACGGGGGACAACGACCACAGUGAGAGCAUCACCCUGGACAACCUGAAGAAGUUCACCCAGUAUGGGGUGGUGGUGCAGGCCAGCAACAGCGCUGGGACUGGACCCUCCUCCCAGGAGGUCAUCUCUACCACACUGGAGGAUGUUCCCAGCCGACCUCCAGAGAACGUCCAGGCCACGGCGGCGUCACCAGAGGUUAUCUCUCUGUCCUGGCUGACCCCUCCUAAAGAUGCCCUCAAUGGCAUCCUGCUUGGCUUCAGAGUCAUCUACUGGGCCAACCUGCCAGACGGAGAGCUGGGGGAGAUCCGUAACGUGACCACCUCUAAGCCAUCUCUGGAGCUGGAUGGUCUGGAGAAGUACACUAACUACAGCAUCCAGGUGCUGACCUUCACCCGGGCAGGGGAUGGGGUGCGCAGUGAGCAGAUCUUCACCCGCACCAAGGAGGACGUCCCUGGUCCUCCGGCUGGCGUGAAGGCAGCGGCAGCAUCUAACUCAGUGGUGUUUGUGUCGUGGCUCCCUCCUCUCAAACUCAACGGCAUCAUCAGGAAAUACACUGUCUUCUGCUCUAACCCACACCCCACGGUGAGCAGUGAGUUUGAAGCAGCUCCAGACAUCUUCUUCUACCGUAUCCCCAACCUGAGCAGGAACCGUCAGUACAGCAUCUGGGUGGUGGCCGUCACUGCAGCCGGCCGCGGAAACGCCAGCGACAUCAUCACCAUCAAGCCCCUGGCCGAGGCUCCUGCUCAGAUUCUGACGUUCAAUGGCACUGUGACCACACCCUGGAUGAGGGACAUCGUGUUGCCCUGUAAGGCGGUGGGCGACCCAGCCCCCACGGUCAAGUGGCUCAAGGAGACCAACGGAAGCCCCGCCCCUGCUGUGAUCGACAGUAGACGCAUCAUCCAGGGCAAUGGCAGCCUAGCCAUCCGCACAGUGAAAGCUGAGGAUUCUGGGAACUACACCUGUGUGGCUAGCAACAGUUUUGGGCCGGAUAAAAUCAUCCUCAACCUGCAGGUUCAAGUUCCUCCAGACCAGCCUCGUCUUACCGUUACCAAGACGACCACCACAUCUAUCACUCUGUCCUGGAUACCAGGAGACAACGGAGGCAGCUCCAUCAGAGGCUACAUCCUGCAAUACUCAGAGGACAACAGUGAGCAGUGGGGCAACUUUGCCAUCAGCCCUAGUGAGCGUUCCUAUCGCCUGGAGAACCUGAAGUGUGGCACCUGGUACAAAUUUACACUGACAGCACAGAAUGCUGUGGGGCCAGGGCGAAUCAGUGAGAUCAUCGAAGCUAAGACUCAUGGGAAAGAACCCCAGUACUCUAAAGAACAGGAGCUCUUCACCAGUAUCAAUGCCACGCGUGUCAAGCUCAACCUGAUUGGCUGGAACAACGGUGGCUGUCCAAUCACAUCCUUCACGUUGGAGUACCGUUCGGUGGUGUCUCCCACAUGGACCACCGCCCAGCGCACCUCUCUGAUCAAGAGCUACAUCCUGUAUGACCUGGCCGAGGCCACCUGGUACGAACUGCAGAUGAAGGUGUUCAACAGCGCCGGCUCAGCAGAGAAGAGGGUCAAGUUCGCCACACUCAGCUACGACGGCAGUACCAUCGCUCCCCUGGUGAAGGCCCCGACGGUGAGUGCGGGCAGCACGUCCAGUAACGAGGGUCUGAAAAUGGUGACCAUCAUCUCAUGUGUUCUGGUGGGCAUCGUGCUGGUCUUCGUCCUGCUACUUGUCCUCAGGAGGCGGAGGCGGGAACAGAGACUGAAGAGGCUUAGAGAUGCUAAAAGUUUAGCCGAGAUGCUGAUGAGUAAAAACACACGACCUGCAGACACCAUCAACAAGCAGCAGCAGACCAUGAGGAUGCACAUCGACAUCCCCCGAGCCCAGCUGCUCAUAGAGGAGAGAGACACCAUGGAGACAGUCGAUGACAGGUCCACAGUGCUACUGACUGACAAUGACUUUGGGGAGACCCAGAAACAGAAGUCAUCUACGGUUACCCACACUGUCCACUACCAGUCCCUGUCACAGGCCACCGGACCUCUAGUGGAUGUAUCUGACGCUAGGCCAGGAACCAGUAAGUCCAACCCCACAGCCCGCCGCACAGCCAAAGCAGGCCCUGCCGCACGCAACCGCUACGCUAGCCAGUGGACCCUGAACCGACCACACCCGCCAGUCUCGGCCCACACCCUGAGCACUGACUGGAGGCUGCCCACGCCACGGGUGGCCGGAUCUGUGGAUAAGGAGAGUGACAGCUACAGUGUUAGCCCAUCUCAGGACACAGACCGAGCGCGGAGCAGCAUGGUGUCCACAGAGAGCGCAUCAUCCACCUAUGAGGAGCUGGCGCGGGCCUACGAGCACGCCAAAAUGGAGGAGCAGCUGCGCCACGCCAAGUUCACCAUCACAGAAUGCUUCAUCUCGGACACGUCUUCGGAGCAGAUGACGGCAGGCACCAAUGACUACACAGACAGCCUGACAUCCAGCACGCCCUCCGAGUCAGGCAUCUGCAGGUUCACCGCCUCCCCGCCCAAGCCUCAGGACGUCAGCCGAGUCAUGAACAUGGCCGUGCCCAAGGCUCACAGACCGGGGGGCGAGCUUGUGCACCUGCCUCCUUACCUGCGCAUGGACUUCCUGCUGAACCGGGGCAUGUCGUGCACGGGUACUGGAGGGAGGGGUGGUGCCGGGGGGGAGGGGGCCAUGGGUCAGGCCUGUCUGGAACCCCAGAAGAGUCGCUCCCUGAAGCGGCCAUCGCGUAUGGCGCCCCCUACACCCACAGAGGCCCCCCAGGCCACCAGCAGGGCCAGCAGCAGGGACCCAGUGCCCCAAUGGCAGCCUGGCUCAGCCGCCACCCUGCCCCACAGAGAGGGCUCAGAGCUGGCCCAGGCCGCCAAGCUCAGCACCUCCCAGGAGUCCCUACUGGACUCACGAGGACAUCUCAAACAGACCAACAACCCCUACGCAAAGUCCUAUACGCUAGUAUAACACCAGAGGCAUGGGGCCGGACUAAAACUCACACUAACACUGGACUUAUUACACUUACAAGUGCAGUAAACUGACUCUCACCACACAGUCCUGUAUAUAACGUCCCCUUUCUUCUUAAACGAGGGAUAACUUUUACUAAUCUCCUUUUAUUUAUUUUGGAGCUUUCUUUGUUUUUUAAACUUGUGAGAAAUUUCACUCAUCUGAAAUGACACGCAGAGCUUGACAAAAUAUUUACGUUAUGCGGGAACAUCAUUUAUUAUUGAUUAUUAUUUUUAAUCAAUAAUUAUUAAUCAUGGAUUAUUUGUUGUUAGUUGUCAACUUUUAAUGAUUAUUAAUUAUUGAUUACAAAUGAUCAAUUAUUACCAUUACUACACUGUUUUAAUAAGAACCUGGACAACUUUUUUCCGGAGUGUGAGAUGAUAAUUUGGAGCCCAUCAUUUUUUUUCUAUGGAAAAUUCCUUUUAAACACUGAAUGAAACUUGGAAAAAUCUGAAAUCUGAGAAUGAAAGCAAUCGACAGCAGUCCAAACUUGUCAGCUGCUCUCAAAUUGUUACUUUUUGAAGAAAAAAUAAACCUAUUUCCUAUGGAUGCAUGGGGACUGACCAAUUAAAGACUAUUAUAAGGAUUAUGAUCACUACUGGACAGCCCAGUUGAGCAUUUUGUCACACUAUGAAAUGAUCCAAUGUGAAGAUUUAUUAUUCUUAUUACUAUAAAUAUAUAUAUAAAAAGAGAUCACUUUUAUUUGUGGAUAUUACAGGGAAGAAUUGAUUUGGUUAAUGAAGUCCUUAGUCAUGUUUGCACAUAUCUCGUUUUGAUUAGGAAAUGGAGUCACUAUUGAUAUUUCUCUGUAUUCCAUUCUCUGAUGGUGCAAUAUGAAAAAAGAUUAUGAAAAUUAUAUGGAUACUAUUUGCUCUAUACUGUACUAUAAUGAAAAUAAUGACUAUGUUGUGAGUAUACUUACAGGGCGGGACAAACUCCAGCUAUGUAUCAGGUGUAGUUUACCACUGCUAAUUUGCCAGGGUGGUAGAUGAAGUUAGCUAGAACAGGGAGGGUUAGAGAUUUAACGGUUUGCACUUCAUGACACCCAAAAAGUGUGUCCAGUCAGAGCCCCUAUUCUCAGUGCACUAGGUAGAGUCUUCAAGACUCUCACUCUCCUCUUCAGUAGAUUUACUGUUGCUGCAUUGCAGUGAUGCUCCUCUACAGGGAAAAAACAAUGAGACAAUCCAACAGAAUCCCCCUUUCAAACCAAACCUAAAGUCUAUGGGAAAUAUCUAUCUAAAGUGUGGAUAUCACAAAACUGUCUUGUUGUUGUCUACCCUGGCCCAUUUCUUUCUUUCUUUAAGUCGUGGAGGGAGAGUUUGAUAAGAAUGCUGUGAGGUUAUUAAUGCCAGUUUUUAUUAUUAGUUUUAAUUCAUUGUCUUCAUAUUCCUUUUAACAAGAUGUUGCUUUUUAUUUUUAACAUGGUGUUCACCAUGGUGGCACUGAAAUAAAGAGAAAUUAACACACCGUUCAAAUUUGAUUAAUAAAAAGGCUGUUCCCAAAAUGA
Oncorhynchus tshawytscha (Chinook salmon) is the source of this 8451-nucleotide messenger RNA. Its product is annotated as Down syndrome cell adhesion molecule homolog. Gene Ontology annotation, cellular component: plasma membrane; axon. Gene Ontology annotation, molecular function: cell-cell adhesion mediator activity. The transcript has 34 exons. NCBI's taxonomy places the organism in Eukaryota, Metazoa, Chordata, Actinopteri, Salmoniformes, Salmonidae. Gene Ontology annotation, biological process: homophilic cell-cell adhesion; axon guidance; dendrite self-avoidance. The coding region runs from base 753 to 6905 and encodes 2050 amino acids. The record is from RefSeq and is a predicted model, not a curated record.